Messenger RNA from Amborella trichopoda, 702 nucleotides. Its product is annotated as myb-related protein MYBAS2. Gene Ontology annotation, cellular component: nucleus. The record is from RefSeq and is a predicted model, not a curated record. Gene Ontology annotation, molecular function: sequence-specific DNA binding; DNA-binding transcription factor activity. Gene Ontology annotation, biological process: regulation of DNA-templated transcription. NCBI's taxonomy places the organism in Eukaryota, Viridiplantae, Streptophyta, Magnoliopsida, Amborellales, Amborellaceae.
AUGGGUGGUGAGAUAGAAGAAAGGCGCAGGGGUCCUUGGAUGGAGGAAGAGGACAUAAAGUUGGCAAUGUCUGUGAAAUUGAUAGGAGAGAGGAGAUGGGAUCACAUAGCUCAGGUAUCAGGUCUAAAGAGGAGCGGGAAGAGUUGUCGGUUGAGAUGGAUGAAUUAUCUUCGUCCAGACCUGAAACAGGGGAGAAUGACUGCUCAAGAGGAAUGUUUAGUUCUCCAGCUCCAUGCUCAAUGGGGAAAUAAGUGGUCUCGAAUUGCUCGGAGAUUGCCUGGCAGGACUGAUAACGAGAUAAAGAACUAUUGGAGGACCCAUUUGAGGAAGGAGGCCCAAGAGAGAUGCCAAGCCACCUCUCCAUCUUCUUUCCAAGACCCUACUUCUCUUCUCCUCUCUCACUCCAAAGACAAGGAGCCUCCGAAUGCUCAUAUGAAGGAUUUCGCACCAGACAAUUCACUAUCUGGUAGCAGUUCGCCAUCAUCUGAGAGUGUCACAACAUUUGAUGAUUAUUUUCUAUAUGCGGAUCGUUCGCUACCGUGUCUACAAAUGGAUGAGAAAUGGAUUGCUGAUCCACAUGAUGAAGCUGAGUUUUGGAAUUCAUCCCAUGGUCCAUCGGACUACUAUACAGAUUCUUUGUGGAACUUGGAAGAAGAAGAUUUAAAAUUGGAGAAAUGUGGUGCAAAUGGGAGAUACUUCUAG